Messenger RNA from Perca fluviatilis (European perch), 3145 nucleotides. RefSeq names its product abhydrolase domain containing 15a (gene abhd15a). The transcript has 3 exons. Bases 504 to 1856 code for a protein of 450 amino acids. Gene Ontology annotation, molecular function: monoacylglycerol lipase activity; short-chain carboxylesterase activity. NCBI's taxonomy places the organism in Eukaryota, Metazoa, Chordata, Actinopteri, Perciformes, Percidae. The record is from RefSeq and is a predicted model, not a curated record.
UAGGGUACGGCUAAUAACAGCCGCGAUCAUCACCCACACGCAGUACCUGUUUACUCUGAAGGGGGGAUGGACGUGAUGGGAGGCGUUUCCAGCAUUAGCCCAGCUGUUGGGUUGAGCGCAGUCCUGCACAUGCUCGGUUAAUGAACCAGUUGGCGUUGGAUGCAUGAAACACGGACGGCAUCUCCUCGUUAAUUAAAAAGUGCCUACAUAAAAUGGAAAUAUGAAGCCGGGUUUGGCUUGAGCUGGAACGAUAUUUAAACGCUGCAUAACUGAGACAGCACGCCUACAAAGAGGGACUGGCGCGCCUUGGCACCGGAGGGAAGCACCAAACUUCACAGGCGAACUGAGCAUCAAUUUAGGACAAAAUAUCAGCACACUGUAAGAGCAUGUUUCCGUGGACUGUUUUUUACAUCAUGUAAAUUUAUAAUUAUCAACUUAAGAUCCAGAAUAAGGUUUGGAAAGCGGCAGUGAUUGUGCUCAUUUUGCUCUCCCCAACCGUGCCAAUGCUGGAAUGGCUUGUGGCUCUGUGCAUUGUGAUCCUGGUGGUCUUAAUCUGGCCAGGCUCCAAAUAUUUUGGCACAGAGAGCCAGUCGGAUACCUUGCUUCAGAGACUGGGAAUUUCACAACAGACAACGAAGGACAAGACCGGGAGGUGCGUCUCAGAGCGAGAGGGGAGCGACGGUGCCCAGGCCGCCUGUGCGGGUGCCGGGACCGAUGGGAAAGCACGUAGCGUGGCACUAAUAUGCAAACCGUCGGCACUGGCCAACUAUCUCCUAAAACACUGCAGGACUUUCAGUAAUUACUCGCCGUGUGUUGGGUGGACGUGGCGGGCCAGCGCCUUACUUCAGAGUGUGUACAAGGCGUGCUGGCCGUACAAUAGCCCGGUCCAGUUUGUGCGGGACAACCUGCAGCUGAGCGAUGAUGGGCUGGUGGCCUUGGACUGGGCAGUGCCAUCCUACCAGAAACGACGCAGGACUUCCAGUCACUCCACCAGUCCGGUUCUGCUCAUCAUCCCAAACUCUUUUGGGAAGAUCACUAGAAAUGUGUUAAAGCUGUGUGAAACGGCACUGUCCCAUGGCUACCUACCGGCAGUUUUCAACCGCCCGCAGCCCUGCUUCCACUGUGCUCCCUUCCACCCUAUCCUGCGCCUCUUUAAAAUUGAUUUACUGAUUUUCUCUUGUUGUCUCCUUUAUUAUAUGCACAGGUACAAGACGGUGCUGGGUGAGACCAUACAUACAGACACCCUGUUUUCUAGCUGUUCCUUGCGUGGCCUGGAAGAGGCGUUGUUCUGUCAGACUGGCUCAGCAACAGCAGCACCAGCAGGGACCAGCAGUAGCUGCAAUACUUCAGGUACCUGGGAUGCUUACUGGGAACGCAAUGAGCCCUUGAGAGACGUAGACGAAGUGGCUAUUCCUGUUCUGAGCGUGUGCGCUCAGGAUGACCCAGUCCGCGGUGACACCCAAUCCACGAUACCCAUGGAACUCUUUGAGACAAACCCACAUUUUUUCCUCCUCCUAACUGACCGUGGAAGUCACUGUGGGUUCUCCACCCAGUCCGAGGGGAGCGCCGCUGGUGCAUUGGGGACUGGCAGUUCUGCGGCUGCACCGAACAGUGGGAUGGAGAGCCGUCGGACCAACUGGAGCCACAGAGCUCUGCUGGAAUUCUUCAGGGCGACCACAGACUUCUUUGCUGCAGAAGAGAGAGCGAAGCAGCUCGCUGCAAGAAGGAGGGGACUGGGGGGAGGCGCAGGAGGGAGGGUUUUCCGCCACCGCAGCGUCAGUACAUGUAAACGAGUGCCAGCGUGUUCCCAUAAUAUCCAUGCCAUUUACAACUGGCAGAGGUCCUACACACGAUGAAGGAGCUUAAUGGAAAAUAAUGGACUUUAGGGAUGCUUUCUGAUAUUGUUUAGACUUUGGAUGUGAAGAACUCAGGUUGUUCUCUGCCUGUGUGACACACAAAGUGUGAAGAUAUCUAAAACUAGAAAAGUGCAGAUGUUGUGAAGUACUGAGGUCAUGGAGUACUUUUAAGUGUGCGUUGUUCUCACACACUUGAUAUCAGCUAUAAAACACUCUGACAGGAAAAAAGAUCACGUCAGGCCACACGCUUGCAUGCAGUUAUUAUGUUUAACUGUAUGUUUAACAGUUGACAUAAAACUCUCAAGACGAGUGGCUAUAUAUUUUUCUACAGAGCAUAACAAAUCUCUUCAUUGCCAGCUGUUAAAUCUGAAGGAUGCUGUCACACAUUCAUUUAUUGAUUUAUCAAUUCAACUGCCUCACAUUUUACACAGUUUACACGGCAUGUUUGAAAAUUUAACACUUAUUGUAGCAUCUUACUGUUAUUCUUUUUAACACUGAAAGGAUAUUUAUAGGGGAGCAAACGUUUUGAAAGUCUUGUGCAUAGAGUAGAAAGGGGGGAAAAAAAUCCUGUGAAAAUUUAAAAUUAAUUUGAGCUAGUCAAAUGAUCACCCAGUGUUAUUGUACACACUAUACUGUGUAUAUUAUUGAAUUUUGUCUUCUGUAUUGGGAAAUGUCCUGUGAUUCCCAGAAUAGAGGAACUUAUGUGUGUUUGCCACCCAGUCAGCUUUUAGAGGAAAAUCUGUGUCAUGACGUUAUGAUAGUUUAAUGAGCUGGAUGGCUGGAAGCACUUUGAGUUUUGCUGUCUCACUAUUUUAAACUCCUAACCCCCAAACUUGUGCUCCCAAGGUUUCACCCGACCGCUCAGGAUCUGAAGCUGGUGGAGCUGUGAGGGCGGCUGGUUUUGCGCUACGAUGGAGCGUUCAAGACUUAGUGGCAUAAUGUUGUUUGAAACAUUUCUCAAGUCCCUGGAAAUUGUGUUAUUUGGGUUAAUUCGUGUGCAUUCAGCAAAUAAAUUAUAUGAAUUCAAACAAUAAAAAGUAAUAAAUAAUAUAGUGUUGAAAGUGUUGAGAGGAGAAACACUUAGAAGGGCAGCUCAACAGUUUGUUAAGCAGGAAAAGGUCAAGGUUCAGAAUAGUAGAAAGCACCAGGACACAAAACUGCCAAGCACUGUUUGUCAACUGAUUUUUGUCUUCUGUUUUAUAAAUAUGCGAUAAGUCUGCUAAAUGAGUUUUAUUAUGUGAUGGAAUUUCAAAAUAAAAAAUAUAUAAUAAUGAAUCAAGAUGACAAAA